GUAGCCCAAGCGGGCGGCUAGGUUGAGGUUUUAUUUAGCAGUGGCUAGUGGCUCAUGCUGUUAGGAAGGAAAAAGAUGAAGCUGCGAAUUGCAGAAGCUGUGGUGGUGGAUGUGGGCAUGAUCGUGGUGGUGGUUUAAAUGCAGACUCUGCCAACAUCAAGAAUUCAUUUGGCAAUAGUUGAUUCUGUGGUGCUGGUACCCCUGAAGAGGCAGAUACUAGAAAACCUUUCAAAUGGGCAUUGUGUCUAUGGUGCGCCUUGUGAUCAUUUGCAUGGAGAUUGCCAUGGUUGUUUUAGUAAUGAAGGAGUGGGUUUGUGGAAUGGCAUCAUAAUAUGGUGUUUCAACUCCGCAUUGGAACUUGUCGUGGAAGUGACAUCAAACAUGAUGGAGUUGGUCGAGGGAACUGGAGAACUCAAACUGAUCCAUUUCCAAGCCUGUACUCUUUCAACUUAGUUUAAAGCUCUGAUAAAAACAUGUA
This is a messenger RNA of Ilex paraguariensis (yerba mate), 478 nucleotides long. The record is from the annotation of a GenBank genome assembly. NCBI's taxonomy places the organism in Eukaryota, Viridiplantae, Streptophyta, Magnoliopsida, Aquifoliales, Aquifoliaceae.